Pleuronectes platessa (European plaice) is the source of this 1030-nucleotide messenger RNA. RefSeq lists its product as uncharacterized. The record is from RefSeq and is a predicted model, not a curated record. The transcript has 4 exons. Lineage: Eukaryota; Metazoa; Chordata; Actinopteri; Pleuronectiformes; Pleuronectidae. Bases 239 to 1030 code for a protein of 263 amino acids.
AACAGUUCUGGAGCAAAGUGAAUCUACAGCAGAUGUGAAGGAGGAAACUGUGAUGAAUCAAACACUGAGGACAUAAAAGACAAGAUGCAGUGGGACAGGAGAGAGAAUGCAAAGUGUGCGAGGGGUAGAGUUGUGAGUCGGGGCUGAACGGGGCCGAGACUCCUCCUUCUAAUCUGAGUCUAAACACAGAGUCACAGCUUCUUUCCUCUUUCUACUCACAGAGACUCACACUGCAGAUAUGAAGCCUCUGUUCAUCUCACUGCUGCUGGCUGCUCUGUGUCCUGAAGGCAGAGCACAACAAGACAUGGUGCAGCAACCAGGAGGAGACGUGACUGCGACUGGAGGAGAAGCAGCAACACUUGGUUGUCGAUACGUCAGCAGCUCAACAAGUGUGUCUCUCCUCUGGUACAAACAGGAAGGAACCAACAACCCAACAUUCAUCCUGAUCCGCUUUCAACUGGGAGAAGGAAAAACAGCAGAUGACUUCAGAGAGAGAUUUUCAUCCACACUGAAUUCCACCUCGAGAUCUUCUCCUCUGAAGAUCCAGAAGCUGCAGCCGUCUGACUCUGCUGUGUACUACUGUGCUCUGAGUUCCACAGUGACAGGAAACUACACAACUCUGUACAAAAACCUGUGGAGCAAAAACAGAACAAUCAGCUGUGAAGAACUCACACCGGUCCACAAUGAAGAGUUCAGUGCAGAAGGCAGCUCUGUUACUCUGUCCUAUAACUCCUCCAAAGUGAACCCAGACGAUUAUUUCUUCUGUUUCAUCGGUUUCCGUGAAGCUGGAGUCGUCUCCACGUACGAAUCGUUUCACAGCAGUAACAGGUGGUUAGCUGGCCCCGCCCACUUCGGUCUAAUUCGACCAAUGAGAUGGUUGGAGUGUCCAGUGCAGAGAUGUUGGAGGAAGUCAAAGCACAAUGAGCUGGAUGUUGAGGACGACUGUGCAGCAGAGAGGCUGCUGAGUGGUUUCAUUCUCCUGCAGUGGAAGAACAUUGUUCAUCUGUUUGGCUUCAACUACAAAGACUAA